AAUGAAAACAGGUUUUCAUUAUAAAUGCAUUGAAUGGAUGCAGAUCCUUGUGGUACUGAUCUAAAACUAAAUAAAAUCCCUAAAUUACGUUGGGGUACUAAAAUUGGCAGCAAUACUGGUGAAAUCACCCAGGACUACAGAAGAGACCCUAGUAUCUGGGAAACACUGUGGUUAUGUGUUCUGGUUGCAAUACAAAAUCCUUCUGCAAAACAGAAAAAAAGCUCUAGGAGUGACAAUACCACUACCACCUCUCUCAAGUCAUGAACAGUAUAACCUAGUAUUAUCUGAUUAGCCACCAUCUUGACCUAAAAUAUAAUUUAAUUUCAACUAUUUACACUGCAACUACCAUACUGGAAAAUGAGGAGUAGAUUUGCUAUACUGCUGUUGCCCUGUUUUAAACGUUGUCCUUCAAAUUGUGCACCAAGUGCCCAUUGUCACCCUCAGUGCCUCUUCUUAUUAAUACCCCUCCAUAAGAGGUCAUGAGUAACUUUGAGUAAUUCCAGAAACGUGAUUUAAAAGGAGGCGUGUGGGGUUUGAAGCAGCAAGCUUUACAUAGCAAAAUUCAGCAUGUGCUGCUCUUCCUUUUCUUUAUGUAUUAAAUGAUAAGCAGGUGAGGAGAGCAGCCCAGGGCCACUUCAGUAACCAUUAAUCUGAGAUGUAGAAGCCUUCUGAUGCACCUUCAAAUUACAAACAAAUAAAAAAAUUGAGUUAGUUCAUUGGAUUCUCAGCAAUUUUUUUGCUAGUUUAGCCAUAGACAUCAGCAAGCCCCAAAGAAGUAGAACAAUAAACGCAUGAAGUCACUAUUUCAUAGAUUUGUACAAUCUGUUUCAUGCCUCAUGGCUGCCAGUGUGAUACCUUCCAACCUCAAGCUUUCAGCCCAAAGGAGGAGUCUGCCAGGACAGUCCCAGGAAAAGGUGACUGGCAUCAGCCUGUCAUAAGCUUCAGGAGGGGAUUCCCAAACAUCCCAGUCAUGUCCAGCUAUGUGUCCAUGCUACAGCAGCUUUUCUGCUUGUGAGUGGGGAAGCACUUCAAUCAGUAGCACAAAGUAGCCCUUGUAUUCACACGUGUAAGUCUUUUUCACACAUAUAACCCAUUCAAAUCCUCACUUAUAGCUCUAUAACCUAAUGCAUGAGCUAACAGCAGCAUCUUGGCAGCUUUACUCUGGUGGCUUGACAUCCUUCUCAGGUACCAGAGCUGCACCUCUGCUGCCUUUGCCUAAUUCACACUGCCCUCCUCAGGGUGACUGCAGCGAGCAGAGGCAAGGACACUCGUUUUCAAAUCUUGUAGGCAACCACUAACAGAGAAAGUUGCUGUUGUCCAUCAUCCACUACCUUUAAGCACAUGAAAUAGCUCAUCACUGCACAUAUUUAAAGCGAACAAAAGCAGAGCACUCAUUAGGAAAGUGAUCCUUCUCUUACAUACCAGAAGCAAGGUUUGACCCCAGCUUACAUGGUCUCAGGCCAUUGCAUGUGUUUGCACUUUAUUCCGUACUGCGAACACAUGCAGACAUAUGAGAUGAUUGAUGCCUGUAUCUACAGAUACCUGUAGCUCCAGUCACUGUCAUAUUCUGAGCAUUCAGCAGAUUUACAGAGAGCUAUCCACAUUAGUAAUAUGUUUAUCAUGCUGUCCAAGUGCUUAUAUCACACCAGCACUGGUUAAUGCAGUUACUCUGGUACAUUUUCUAAACAUUCAUCAGCCACAGAAUUACCACCACUAUCUUUUGGUUAGCAUGCUUUCAUGUCCUUAAGAUGUUAAGAUACGGAUUUAAUAUUUUCCUGGGGAUAAACACUCAUGUGAGAAUAACUGACUUAAUUUAGCAUCUAGAAAGAAUUACUAGGAAAAGAUUUAGGCAAAACUUUUCUUGUACAACUCCAAGCACAGGCAACACAGUUUUUUGCCUUAUCACAGAUAAAAAAUUCAUGUCCUCUGCACUAUGGCUGGCUCAUGCCAAGGCCAAGCACAGUUUACACCUGUGACUUGUAAGGUGCUUUGCCUUUCAGGUUGAGCUUCAAGUUUUUUUUAAAACCUAAACAUUAACCUAAAUUCACUGACAAAUUCUCGCUCACCAAAGAUAUAACCCCCACCUCUAAGUACCUUACGUUACUGUGUGUAAUCAUCAUCUGUACUUGAUACAGCAGCAUUUCAGUGUUGGUAUUGACACUUCAGAGCUUGUCACAGCACUGGCAUGAAACCGAGCAGCAAACAAACUAGCAAGUAAAGAGGUCCAGCUCCAUGUGCUGCCUUCACUUUGAAUGUGGGCCUAACCUGUGAAGAAAGGUACAGAGUGCCAAAGCUGUUAAAAUCAAUGGAAGUUAAGUACCUAGACAUCUUUACUACUCAGGACUCGGUCCUUGAAUCCUUUAGUCUCUACAUACGGGUUUACAAGUUCUCAGGAAAGGGUAAGUCCUGUACAGUUCCUCACAUCACCCAUUCUGCUGCUGUCCCCUAUACAGCUCCUGCUUGAACAAUCCACAGGAACUAGCGCAUAGUCCCAUGCAUCCCGGUUCUGCAAAAUUGGAACCUUUGCUUUUGCACAGAUCCAGUAGGAGGCUGACCCAAACAAGCUGGAAGUGUUUUAUUUUCACCUAGCUCCUCAUCUGUGUAGAAGCCAAUUGAGAAACUGAGCGUGUGGUUUGGCUAUUGUCACCUUUAGCAAUCCGUUCUAGACAUGCCAUUUCUCAGUGAUAAAUUGUUUUUAAUUCACAAAAAAAGGGAAUUGCUCUCUUUUUUUUUUCCUCUUUUGUACUAAGACCAUGUUUAAGCAGGCUACUUACUUAUUACUCCAGUUACAGUCAUUUAUGAAAAGACCUGUGUACAUGACAAAAAAAAACCCCUAACUGUAUUUUGUAAGUAUAGAAGGACCAAGUUACUAUAGCACAGAAGCACAAAUAUUGGAUUUUUAUGCAAUAUAGAUAACAGCAUCCGGCAGCUAGUGAUCCCUCUUCACUGAAACUCCCUAUUUUAAGUGGAGCUUCUAUAGGGAUAUGACUAAGGGGUCUCUUAGUGGCCCUCACCAGCAACACACCUGGAACUCCAGGAAGUUGUACGGCUGCAAGGAAGAAGUCGUAUAUCCUCUUUCUGUUGUUUCCACUAAUCCCCCUCAGAACAUAUACUUAAUAUGUGACACUAAUAAUACUAAACAAACAGAUUUGGCCAAACAUGCAGUGCUGGAUAUUUAAAAAUAAAAAAUGAAAACACACAUGGCCUAAGUAUGCACCAGUCUUUUCACUUAGUGGUCAGAGGUCUCGAAGCUGAAAACUAAAAGCAGAGGGAAGAAGAAAUGCCCUAAUUCUGUGGUUAUUAGUGGAGCUGCACUGUAUGAUCCUGGAUUAAUGCAAUACUGAGCUUGCCUGUGGAACCAGAUCCCUCAAAUUCCAGUUUUUGGCAAAAUCACAGGUUGAGGUUUGCAUAGACUCCACUGCCACAUUGAAUCAGGGUUUAUGGAAAGCAUUUUUGGUUAAGAAACAUGGCAACAGGAUCUAUUUCAAUCCUUUUACCCCAACAUCCCACUUUUCAAAAGGUAGUUUAUGUACUUCCAUAAAUUUCAUCUAAAUACCGUGGAGCACCAAGGCUCUGUUUCCUAUCCAUGCAUUUGGUUCAUCUGGGCUGCACUGAAGUGCCAUGCUUUCACAAGAAGCAAGCUGCAGUGAGAGAACUGAGCUAGCUGAGAGGCACAGGUACACAGGUUAAAGCAAGGGACAAAUAUCACCUCCAUAAGCAGGCUGUGGCUCCUGAGCCACCUACUCUGCAGGGGAAGGCAGGAUUCGAUACCAAAGGGGAAACAGCGAGGAGUGGCAGAGCAUGGUGGUGACAGAGCCCUGUACUGCGUGUUGUUUGCUGGCGCAGAUGGGAGCAAGAGAUUGAAAAGUACACAAUGACAGUAGCAAGCACCUUCUUUCAGUUCCUCCUACUUUCUGUUCUCUGCCUCUUUUCUCUCCCCACUUUUGGUCAUUAUUUGUGAGACUGCAGACAUACUUCUAUGGGCCCUUCAACCAGAACUGAAGGCAAGCCAAAGGGAGUGGACACUCCAUUUCACCAAAGAUCUAAGCCUUUCCUGUUUGAAAAUUAAAAAAAAUAAAAUUUUAUUUCCAUGAUGAUGGCUGCCACAGGAAGCAUUUUACCACAAAACAUGAUUCCCAGGACUUAAUCUCUCUAGCUGUAUAUUCAGGAGGAGCCAAAAAUAUUUUUUAAGAGAGACUAUAAAUCACCUUGUCAAGCAAGUGCUUACAUGGGGUUUACCUUCUGCUAAUUUGAUACCUAGCUGCAAUUCCUUGGUCUCAUCCAUGUUUCCUCCCUCUACCUUUCCGCUCUUCUUUAGAAAAACACCUUCCUAUGUCCGCUGCGUCCUGUUGUGCCGCUAGCUUUGUAUGGUCCUUGGGUGUCCAGUGGUCGGGCAGUCACUGUCAGCUGGCUUGCAAAUUGUAUUUUCUGUAUAUUUUAUUCUGACUGAAUUCUGAAAUGGAAAUAUUUUAAAACAAAAAGUAUAAACUAUUUAUGUUGUUUGUGUUGUAGAAUAAAGACUCAAAUGCAAAAUAAAUUAUGCUUUGGUUUUGUCUAACAAAAAUUAUUUUACAGUUCCUGAUAAAGGAAAGGAACAGAACUGAGAAAGGGCCUGAAAUAUGUGGUAUGUACCAGCAGGGACUGCUGUUUUUAUGGAUGACCUGCAGAAUUUAGUCACUAUGAACUGCUGGGGUUUUUUGAUGGCAGGGGAUAUCAUUUAAAGAGGGAUCAUUAGCUGAGAGCAGCCCGGCUGGGUUGAGGCUGGGAGGCGGGGACGCAGUUGCAAGCAGUGGAGCAAGGUGGAGGCACGAAGACAGAAGACCAGGUUAAUGAAAGCAUGAGGUGGCUCUUGGGCAGCAGCUUGAAAAAAUUUGGACACGCUGACAGGGGAAACUAUGACUGGCUAAACAGUGAACCUGGUGGGCCACUUCUGGAAACAGAGCUUCAGAGCAGACAACAGACAAGUUCAACCAAAGACGACAUAGAACCGUUUCUGUGCAUCAUAUUGCCUGCCACCAUGAUGCUCUUCCUGGCAUUCCUGCUGCUCUUCCUGUACCGCCGUUGCCAGCGCCCCACUCAGCAGGGGCAGAUCUUCAGCAUUGACCUUCCUGAGGCCCUGCCUGAACAUGAUGUGUCCAAUUUCCUUUCUGCACUGCCCUGGAACAGUGAACAGAGUUUCCACUACUCCACACUGGUCCCUGAUGCCACAUUCCUCUCUGUGUGUUUACCUCCAUCGUAUGAGGAGGCCACCAUGAAGACUUCCAUGGAAGAGGCUCACAUUGAGCUCUCUCCAGACCCAGUGCCUCCUUAUGAAGAGAGCACACUGCAGACCAGCAGCGCCAAAUAAACUUUCUAUGGAAGCACCUUAGCUGAAGCAUGCAACCCCCUCAAGGCACAAGGGUAGAACUGCUAUGGCCUUUAAAAUUCGUGAAAAGAUUCCAAAUGAGGCACCAAACCAAUGAAUUUAUACAGGAAGAAACUUGAAGUAACAGGGAAUGAGUCUCUUCACCUCGUCCUAGGACUCUCUACCUUCCAUUUGUGGCAAGUCUACACAUGGUAUAGCACCAAAUCUGAUCCAGACUGGCAGCAUGGAUUAUUCCAGUUAACAAACAUGUCAUGAAAGGAUUAAACUUAAGGAAAGUUGAGAAGCUGUUCCUCUGCCAUACAUCACCUACAAAGAAAUGUCAAUAAUAUUAUAGAUUCACUUGUCACAAAAAGGGCUUUUAGCACAUGCCUAUUUCAGUUUGGAGGUUUUUUCUAUGUGUUUAUUUUCAAUUGAGUCUUUGACAAGCUUAGUCUCUCCAUCUGUGUGUGUUAACAUCAUCAUUCUGCAGUGCUCUGGAAUGAUCACAACAACUCUCAGGAAAGUAAAUAAAUAUAUAAUAUAUACAAAAUUUCCAGCAACUGUCUCCAAAGGUUCUAAUGUGCACUGUGGAUACAGGCUGUCUUUUCUCACAGUUGAACAAUGAGAACAAUCAGAGAAGAUCUGAUUGUUCUGGGUGUGGAAGACUCCAUACAAGAGCACAUUCACACUAUUGCUGCAAGCUUCCUGUCAAGGUCUGCAAGGUCCCAAUGUUCCAGACUACUUGCUUGACUUCUUUUCCAAUUUACAAGUCUAAAAUAAUAAACCAUGUGACUUUUUUGGUGCAGUGUGUAAAGAAGCUGAAGAAAAAUUAAUAAAUUCAAAUGCACCAAA
Messenger RNA from Corapipo altera (White-ruffed manakin), 6196 nucleotides. RefSeq names its product small integral membrane protein 28 (gene SMIM28). NCBI's taxonomy places the organism in Eukaryota, Metazoa, Chordata, Aves, Passeriformes, Pipridae. The coding region runs from base 4838 to 5347 and encodes 169 amino acids. The record is from RefSeq and is a predicted model, not a curated record. The transcript has 3 exons.